This is a messenger RNA of Aspergillus campestris IBT 28561, 423 nucleotides long. Its product is annotated as GFA family protein. The transcript is spliced from 3 exons. Gene Ontology annotation, molecular function: carbon-sulfur lyase activity. The record is from RefSeq and is a predicted model, not a curated record. Bases 1 to 423 code for a protein of 140 amino acids. Lineage: Eukaryota; Fungi; Ascomycota; Eurotiomycetes; Eurotiales; Aspergillaceae.
AUGCCUUCAUAUCCCGGAUCCUGCUUCUGUCGCAAUAUUGAGUACCAGCUCACGCUGGCCUCCCCCGACGACGCCCGCACAUCUCUCUGCCACUGUCGGAACUGCAAGAAAGCAUUCGGGGCAAACUACGGCCUAACAGCGAAAGUAUCCAAAGAUGCCGUGAGCAUCACAAAGGGCACGCCCAAGGAGCAUGUCACGAACGACGAGGGUGCCGUGCACCGCGCGUUCUGUGACACCUGCGGGAGCUUUAUUUGGGAGUAUGGGGACGCCGUCAAAGACAAGUUCCGGUAUAUCUGUGUCGGCUCGUUGGAUGACCCCGAGGCGUUGCCGCCCAAAGGAGAGUUCUUUUGUCGGUCGAGGGCCAGCUGGAUGCCUGAGAUUCCGGGUGAGUGGACAGUCGAUGGUUUGCAGAGCCGGCUCUAA